AUGGCUACACCAAGGGCUCUCGAGAGCCCGGACCUCUACAACAUCGGCUGGAUUACCGCCCUGCCCAUCGAGCGAGCCGCCUCGACUGCAAUGCUUGACGAACGUCAUGAUAAGCCCCGUGGCUUCGUCCAGCACCCAAGUGACACGAACGCGUACACUUGGGGCAGGAUUGGCGAACAUAACCUUGUCAUCGCCUCGCUUCCUGCAGGCCAGAUUGGGACUACUCCCGCCGCGACAACGGCAUCGAACCUACUCGCCUCCUUGCCACAGAUUCGAGUCGCCUUGCUGGUGGGCAUCGGUGGCGGUAUCUCCCGGCCGGAGGAGGGAAGGGAUAUAAGGCUCGGAGACAUUGUGGUCAGUCAGCCACAAGGGACAACCGGCGGCGUGGUGCAGUAUGACCUGGGGAAGGCGAAGCUCAACAAGGAGUGGGAGCAGAGAGGAUUCCUCAGCGCGCCACCACCGGUCCUGCUGCAUGCAUUGGCAGCGAUACAGGCCGAAUACGAACUCGGGGAGUCAAGGAUAGCGGAAUUCCUCGGCGGCACGCCAAAGCUAAAGAAGGGCGUGAGCGGGUACUCUCACCAAGGCUUUGAGAAUGACCGACUCUUUAAAGCCUCCUUUGAUCAUACAGGCGCGGCAAACUGCGCCAACUGCAACAAUGAGGAGGUUAUAGAACGCAUUCAGCGGGAUACUACCGAUCCAGAAGUUCAUUACGGCAUCAUUGCCUCCGGGAAUACCGUGGUGAAGAACGCUCUUACUCGUGACGAGAUCGUCCAGGAAGUCGGCGAGGAUUGCAUGUGCUUUGAAAUGGAAGCGGCCGGCCUGAUGAAUCAUUUCCCAUGUCUCGUGAUACGGGGAAUCUGUGAUUAUGCUGAUUCGCAUAAGAACGAUCGAUGGCAACGCUAUGCUUCUGCUACAGCAGCGGCUUAUGCAAAAGACCUCCUAGGCUAUGUGCCAAUUAGAGGGCUUCAGGAAACACCGCGAGCUCUGGAUAUUCUUAGGUCAGUCCGCCAGAAUAUCCAGGAGAUAUACACUAUCGCCAGCGAGACAAAGUCGGGAAUCAAAAGCCUUCAAUCGGACAGCCACCACGCGAAGCUCAAGACGUGGCUCUCGCCCCCUGAUGUAUCCACCAACCUUACCGACGCACUCAAGUGUCGACAGCAAGGAACCUGCUCCUGGCUCCUCCAAAGCAAAAGAUAUCGGGAGUGGAGAAGUGGAAAGCGCCAACACCUCUGGCUACAUGGGAUUCCCGGCUGUGGGAAGACGGUUCUUAGCGCAGCCAUAGUCGACGAUCUAAUGCAACAACUUCAGCCUCCGGAUGUAGUCCUCUUCUUUUACUUUGAUUUUAAAGAAAUCGAGAAGCAGUCACCCAAUAAGAUGGUUCGCUCGUUGGUUGCACAGCUAUACUCAAGCUGUGUCGACUCUCGCGCGGAGUUGGAGAAGCUCUUCUUAUUCUGCGAGAAGGGCGAUCGGCAACCAACAGAAACAGCCCUUCUCUCGACUUUCCUGGAAAUGUCAAAACAUGCAGGAAGACUUCAAAUCGUACUAGAUGCCUUGGAUGAGUGCUCUAUGCGAGGAGAUCUACUCAUGUGGCUAGAAACAUUGUCUCUUUCCGACCACGAAGGACUUCAUCUUCUCGCGACCAGUAGGAAAGAAGAAGAAAUUGAAUCCGGACUUGGCCACUGGCUCGAAUGUACAAGCAUUAUCCUCAUACAAAGUCACAGUAUCAAUCAAGAUAUCCGCACCUACUUACACGAGACACUGCAGAGUGAUCGCGGAUUUGACAGGUGGCAUCGGCGACCAGAGGUAUUGAACGAAAUUGAGGCGGAGUUGAUGCUAAAGGCCGAUGGAAUGUUUAGAUGGGUCGUGUGUCAGAUUGACAGUCUAAAACACUGCCUAGAUCUUCGAAAGCUUCGACAAUCCUUGCGGACACUUCCUGCCACUUUGCAAGAGACUUAUGCGCGAAUUUUGAUUAAUAUUCCGGAGAACUAUCGCAAGGAAGCAAUCCGGAUCUUGCAGUUUCUCACUUACUCGAAUCGGCCUCUCACAGUUGAUGAAGUUGUCGAUAUAAUAGUGGUCGAGCCGGACGAGGACCCCCUCUUUGAUCCCACAUUCAGGAUGCCUGAGACUCGAGAGAUCAUGAGAAUUUGUUCGAGUCUUGUCUCUCAGGUAACAAGACGAAGAGGCCAGAGUACAAUUGAAGAGCUUCAACUGGCGCAUUUUACCGUUCAGCAAUAUCUAGAAUCUGAACGAGUUGAUGGAGCUCUCUCACUGAUGACCGUUGCUGGUGUUAUGACUAGAAUCUGCCUUGCCUAUCUAUCCCAAGUGGACGAAGGAAAGUCGCUCACGGCAAUAAAGGAAGAGCUCCCUUUAGCCAUGUACGCAGCAGAAUCUUGGAUCGACCAUGCAAGAUAUAGCGAGACAAGACCCGACGUGGAGAAAAGCAUCCUGAAAUUUCUUCUCCAUCAGAGCCAGGCAUACGCAGCAUGGGGUAAGCUCUUCGAUCUGGAUCAGCCAUGGAAUGGACCGCUGUGGUGGGCAGAUAAGAAGACGGCACCACCCUUGUACUACGCAUCAUUGGCCGGUCUUCAACACACAGUUCUUGGGCUGUUGGGCAAUGGCGCUGAGGCCAAUGCUGAUGGCGGCGCUUACGGUAAUGCACUCCAGGCAGCCUCAUCAGUCGGUGAAACACACAUAGUGCGGCUGCUACUGGACCAUGGUGCUGAUGUUAACGUACAGGGUGGACUUUAUGGCAGUCCACUACAGGCCGCUUCAAUCAAAGGUCACAAGGAUGUAGUACUGCUGCUGCUGGCUCGAGGCGCUGAGAUCUGUUCGCAAGGAGGUCUCUACAGCGACGCACUUUAUGCCUCGGCAGCUGAAGGGCAUGAGGAGAUCGUGCGGCUUCUUAUCGAUCACGGUGCA
Molecule: messenger RNA, 2919 nt
Organism: Aspergillus aculeatinus CBS 121060
Lineage: Eukaryota; Fungi; Ascomycota; Eurotiomycetes; Eurotiales; Aspergillaceae
Product: Pfs, NACHT and ankyrin domain protein
Exons: 4
Biological process (GO): nucleoside metabolic process
Molecular function (GO): catalytic activity; protein binding
Source: RefSeq, a predicted model, not a curated record